Molecule: messenger RNA, 3704 nt
Organism: Durusdinium trenchii
Lineage: Eukaryota; Dinophyceae; Suessiales; Symbiodiniaceae
Source: the annotation of a GenBank genome assembly
AUGACAUCAGGCUUUGCGGCGUUUGCUCGGUCAGAGUGGAAUGACCAUGUGUCGUAUGCGGUGCAGCAUGGCGAGGUUCAGUGGCUGUAUUUCCACGAGUCUCCUCUUGAGGCUGUCUAUCAGAGAUUCAAGACUACGCGGCGCUCCCUUGGCUACGCCACCAGCGAUCCUGUCAUCCCAUCGAAAGGGAUGAUGGCAAGGCGGAUGAGUGGGGCUGAAGCUCACUUGCUUGGGUCAAAGGAGUUUGCGAUUCUUCAGUUGGACGUGGACAUGCAGCGGUUGUUCGAGCGAGGCCUGUUGGAGUUCAAGCCUGGUUGCAAGUUCUGCUGCCUACUCGAUCGCAACAUCUUGCGCGAAGCGACCCUCUCCUUUUCUACUAUCAGCGUCAAGAUUUCGGAAGAGGGCGACGCUGCGGCUGAGGCAUGUCCGCUUGCAGGCAAAUGGGUCUUCUUCAGUCCGCAGAAUGCACACGAGCUCGCCACGAAGAUUUUGCUCAAAAAUCUCGUUUCCAAGGUGAAGUCCUUGCCGGAUGAGCCGCAUUGCUACUUCUCGGACUUGCACUUGUGCGUGUAUGCAGCCUGGCUGGCUGGUGGCAAUAAAGGAAGCGACAUCAAGAUCGAGCGCGAAGCGCAAGGCAAUUUGCCUGCGUGCAUUGACCCAUCAGAUGUCUUUUUGCACGCAGAUGAUGAUAUCCAAGGCGAGGUUGAGGACAGGUGUGUGCCAGGGCAAUGGCUUCCAGGCAGCAACGUUGGUUCUUGGAUUAGUCCCUUUGCUCCCAUCAGUCAACAAGCUUUGGUCCUGAUCGGAAAUGCAUGGACCAACGUUUUUCGGGUACCCAAAAGAAUUCUCAAAGCCUGUCAAAGCUAUUUGCCGAAUAUCAAGGGCAUGAACAGGUGCUCUUUGCAAGUGGCCUUUGUCAGCCAGCUGCUGGCAGUGUCGCCGCACAGUGUCCGAGCUUGGAUCGAGGGCUUGAAGCAAAACGAAUGGGUUCCAGUACAAAAGCAAUCUCUAUCAGAUUGGUGGCAGCGAAAAAACAAGACUUCCUUGCAUGACGGUGACGCCCCUGCAUCGAAGCCCCAGAGUGAAGUGGAUUCAGAAUCAGUGCUGUUAGAGCGAGUUGUGCAACGCGCCUUGUAUUGCUGUUUUGAGAACCGUACUGGCUUGGAAUAUGAAAGAGAUAUGGCCAGUUUGGCAGAUCUUUGUCCUGGGAUGUUCGGGACCACUUGUCGUGGCCGGGAGUUUUACACAAAUGUCAUCCACUUGGCCGCUACAUCGAUGCGCCACCUGGACGGACUAGACCUAUCUCUAGCACUUCCAGGGCUCGGUAUUUGUUCGGACGUGAGCCUCAUGCUUGACCCUGUUUCAUUAGGCACUGGAACUUUCGCGAGACAUGGAACGACCUUGGUGCUCUGCGUGGCCAGCAUCAGUGCACACACGCACCGAAUACAGAGCAUAUUUCUAGAUGCCCCAACCAUGUCCAUGCAAGGGCAUACGGGUGACAGCGUCAGGGACUUGGCCCUGGAAACCAUGAAAAAUCACCCAGCUUCCUUGAGCAUGGCAGCUUUGAAAGGUAGAUUGUGUUGCGUGACUGGCGAUGGUGCUUUAUGUCAAGGCGGUCGUCUCGCACAACAUUCUUCGAGCGGAGCCUGUGAGAAAAUUUGGGCUGAAAUUCAUCCAGGUGAAUCCAUAUUAAAGUGCAGCGCGGCAGAAGAAAUUUUUGACAUUGCUGCAGCUCUUGACUCAUUGUUUGGCAUUGGAGAAGGCAAGCUCUUGUUAAGAGCCGUAGGCGAAUUGCUUCCUGUUGAUCAGGACAAACCGCAAAGCACCAUGCGUGCAGGCGGCGCGCGCAAAGUGGGGCACUUAAGCAAGGUACCAGGCAACAUUGUGCGAAAUCUGCCAGCUUACAUCCUCGGCCUCCAUGGCCGCAUAGCGUGGAAAAGGUCAGGGCAUGGAAAGCAGACCCUGGCAACUUUGCUGUCAUCGGCCUUCGAGAGCUGUGUGCGACCAUAUGUUUUGGCCUCCCAGAAAGCGGUCGAGCCGUGGGUCCUUCGCAAAGCCGAAAUGCGCAUGUUGCAAAAUAUUGAUCGUAUGGUGGCCAGUAUCCAAGAGGCUAGCAAAUUCCUUGCAAUCCUUGCGCUGCUUCGCCCGCAUUUGUCAAGAGCAGAGGUUGCUCGAUUCAUCGUGGCGCGGUCUAGCCAAUCGUCUGCUCGACUGAUUUUUGAUUUUUGGUUGCGCCUGCCUGGAUUGGUCACCAAAAGCCCGCCCAUGCUGGGCAAGUGCGCCUUGCAACAGCAAGAUUUGCCAUUGGAACAGGGCUCCAUUUGUCUUAGCCCGCAUUGCCAGUGCGCGAGCAAAUUAGCUCAUUUGAACAACGCUGCCAAGCCAGAAGAAUUGCCUUUGAUUUCGGUAGUGAGAGCUUCCCGGAAGAGGAAAAGACAUCGCGAAAUUCCUGUUCCAGUGUGGGUGGCUUAUGGGGCUGCAAUCGCAAGCACCAGCCAAGAUACAGCUACAGAGGCCCAAACUCCAAGAUUUCAGGUGUGUCCUACUCCAAAGCCAACAGGCAUACCAGACAUGUUUCGCAGAAAGGGGUGCCAGGUGCCUAUCACAGUGUACCAGCAGCAUGCAGACAUACAAGCUUCUUUAACGUCAUCUUUGGGCUUUCUGAAGAAUUUGCAAGAAAACAUCAAAGCCGCUCUUGGCGAUGCUGGCGUGAACGAGCACAUGCAGCGUCUCCUCUCUGACGCACGUGAAGCUUGGGAUUGGGACUUCCUGUUGCACAAUAAACCUUUAAACCGACAUGUGGAUGCUUUCAUGAGACUGGUGGACUCUCUCAAGCGCACUUUAGAUCACAGUGCGUGGCCAGAUGAGAAGCUAAGCGCAAACCAGAACUUGUGGCCUGGCAUUCGCAGAUCCUGGAGCAAAAGGGGUGAACUUAUUUUGUCGUAUGGCAUGCUUUUGAAGCGGGUGCGGAUGGUUGCCCAAACGCAGUAUGCAACAUCGAAUGCUUCGGGUAUCCCUGCAGAUGUCUUGUUGUCCGCUGCUGCCUGGAGCACGCCCUCCAUGUGCUUGGUGUCUCCAUGCUGGGUCUUUAGCCCUUUGUUGCAGUGCUUCCAGGCUGUUUUCAAAUCCAGUCUGUAUGCGACCCGAACUGCUACGCUGGUGUCCGCUUUCCUGGGCAAAUUCGGCAGCCUUGAUUUUCCCAGUCAACCUGAGCUAAGUGUGAACCGCUUGCUCGUCAAAAUUGUGUGCCAGAUUCUUGAGAAAGCUAAAAUUCGGGUGUCUAGCAACCAGAGAGCUCUGCCAGUACAACAAAUCCAGGCCAUGCGUGUGGCUGCCCAAGAAGCGGGGCGGUGCUAUGAUGGAUUGUUUGGCCACGCCUCGAUGGAGGAUAUUCUGGAAGUUGCUAUUCCAGACGAGUGGGUUGGCUCUUCCUGUUUGAAGACCCGGGACAUCCGCGAAUCUCGGAGACGGAGCCUGCAUGAUUCUCUCCCUGUGGAUUUGCCAAGCACCAUUUCUGAAGCAUUGAAGCCAUAUGUCGGUAAAGAAAUUCUUGAGCCACCACCAAUGACUGUACGAUUGUCAAAACAAAAAAUGCGCAAUUCGGCGCCUUCUUCCAAGAAGGCUGCUUUGGCAGAAUGGCUGGAAAGCUCAGAAGGGCAGCUUUGGAGAAAGGAAAGAGACACGAUCUUUGCUGGCUGAUGUCC